AUGUCACCCAAGACCUUCAUCGUCACCGGUGCCUCGCGAGGCAUCGGUCUCGCAGCUUCCAAAUUCCUGCUAACGGCGCCCCAAUCCCACAACGUGGUCGUGGUCGCCCGCAGCGCCGAGCCCCUCCAGAAACUCAAAGACCAGUACCCCAAGCAGGUCGAGGUACUCAGUGGCGAUCUCGCUGAUCUGUCUCUCGGCCAGACAGCAGUCGAUCUAGCCCUCAAGUCGUUCGGCCGUCUAGAUGGACUGGUUCUUAACCACGGAACCCUAGGCCAAGUGAAUAACAUCGCCGAGGCCGACGUGGAACAAUGGAAGCAGGGAUUCGAUGUCAAUUUCUUCAGCCUGGUCUCUUUCGUGAAAGCUGCACUUCCAGCACUUCGCGAAUCCAAGGGCCGGAUCAUCUUCACUUCAUCCGGGGCGUCUGUCUCGGCAUUCAAGGGCUGGGGUCUAUACGGCGCAAGCAAGGCAGCAAUGAACCAUCUCGCUCUGAGCCUCGGGGAGGAAGAGCCCGAGGUGACGUCUCUAGCGAUCCAGCCGGGCCUGGUCGAUACAGAGAUGCAGCGUGAGAUUCGUGAAGACCGCGUUACUACUAUGGACGCCCAGUUCCAUUCGUUCUUCACUUCGGCUCAUAAGGAUCGGGGGUUGCUGAGACCGGAGCAGCCUGGGCAUGUUAUUGCAAAGGCUGUUAUUGGGGCCGAGAAUUCCUUGAGUGGAGGGUAUUUCUCAUGGAAUGACCAGGCUCUGGGAGCUUUUCAAUAG
Molecule: messenger RNA, 759 nt
Organism: Aspergillus puulaauensis
Lineage: Eukaryota; Fungi; Ascomycota; Eurotiomycetes; Eurotiales; Aspergillaceae
Product: SDR family oxidoreductase
Exons: 4
Coding region: 1-759 (252 amino acids)
Cellular component (GO): intracellular anatomical structure
Molecular function (GO): oxidoreductase activity, acting on NAD(P)H, oxygen as acceptor
Source: RefSeq, a predicted model, not a curated record